UCCACCUAACCUCCCUCCCUCCCGUCACACGAACGGCGACCCAACUCCUCGUCCUCGGACCUCGGGGAGGGAGGAUUAGGAAACCAGAGCCUCGGCCUCGCCUCCAACCACACCCCACGUCUCCCUUAUAUACGUGCGCAGCCCCACCCCCGGCGGCCGGCCGGCGGCGACUGAUCGAGGGAAUGGUGGUGCUGCCGGGCGGCGCGGAUGGCGGCGGCGCCCCGGCGGGGUCGGGAGGGCCGGCGAGGGUGAAGGGGUCGUGGACGCCCGAGGAGGACGACCUGCUGCGGCGCGCCGUGACGCGCCACGGCCCGCGGAACUGGAGCGUCAUCAGCGCGGAGAUCCCGGGCCGCUCGGGCAAGUCGUGCCGGCUGCGGUGGUGCAACCAGCUCAGCCCCGGCGUGGAGCGCCGCGCCUUCACGCCGGAGGAGGACGCCCUCAUCGUCGCCGCGCACGCGCAGUACGGCAACAAGUGGGCCACCAUCGCGCGGAUGCUGCACGGCCGCACCGACAACUCCGUCAAGAACCACUGGAACUCCACGCUGCGCCGCCACCGCAGGGCCGCCGCCGCCGCGGCCAACGGCGGCGCGCUGCCGCUGCGGCCGCUCGCGGCGGCCGCGGGUCCUCCUCCCGUCCCGCUCCGGCAUCUGAAGCUGGCGGACCCCGAGGAGUCGGCGCCGGCCUCCGUCGUCCCGUUCCAGCCCCUGGAUCUCAAGCGGGAGGAGGACGACGACGAGGAAGACGAGGACGAGGACGGAACCAGCGAGGACUCCGUGCUCAUGGCGCCGCCCAAGAAGCGGCCUUGCCUCGGCGCCGCCCACACUCAUCCUUCUCUGAGUGCAGCGAAGCAGCCGGAGCACACAGAGCCUCAGCCACCGACCCCGGCCGCCGAACCGGUCACGUCGCUCACCCUCAGCCUGCCAGGCGGCGGCGGCGGCGGGACUGUCUCCGAGACCCCGGCACUGCGCGGCGCUGCGGCGUCGGCGGCGUCGACCGUGGAUGGAGCUGCGAAGAUGCGGGCGAAGCUGGAGCAGGACUGGCCGCGGCUGCUGCCCGUGAUUCGGCAGAUGAUCGGCGAGGAGGUGCAGCGACACCUGCAGGGGGCGAACGUGCAGGCCUGCUCGCUCGUCGCGUCGCCAGCGGGCAGGGCCGGCGCCGGCGCCGCCGACGGCCAGGACUGAUCGACAUGGUCGGCGUGCGUUUUCCGACGAUCGGCGGCCGAGUUCCGCCACCAUCUAACCCCUUUGUUGUUUAAUUUCUUGGUUCAUCAUCGCAUGAACAAUGUCCAUCACCAUCAUCAUAGGUAGGAUAGAUCUCAAUUAGAACAGUUCGCAUGAACAAAAAAAUUUUACCUACUCCUGCUAGCUAGCAACAGUAAUCCAAGCAAGU
This is a messenger RNA of Panicum virgatum (switchgrass), 1389 nucleotides long. Its product is annotated as transcription factor MYB44-like. The transcript has a single exon. The coding region runs from base 183 to 1181 and encodes 332 amino acids. Gene Ontology annotation, biological process: regulation of DNA-templated transcription. Lineage: Eukaryota; Viridiplantae; Streptophyta; Magnoliopsida; Poales; Poaceae. The record is from RefSeq and is a predicted model, not a curated record. Gene Ontology annotation, molecular function: DNA-binding transcription factor activity, RNA polymerase II-specific; RNA polymerase II cis-regulatory region sequence-specific DNA binding. Gene Ontology annotation, cellular component: nucleus.